ACCCACCGCCCGCCCCGCCCGCCGCCGCGGCACCGGCACCGGCCCGGGGAGCAGGGGAGGCGGCGGGGGUAGGCAGCUCGGCGCGGGGCAGGCAGACAGAGGAGGGAGCGGAGAAACGGGAGCGGAGCCCGGCCGGCGGCGGCUCCAUGGCGUCCCCGCGGGCGGUGGAGCUGCAGAGCCCGGGCGAGACGGCGACGGCGGCGGCGGCGGGCGGGGCCGGCCCGGCGGGUCCCGGUGCGGGCCCGGGGCUGGCGCUGGCGCUGGGCUGCGCGCUGAGCGGCGCGGCGCUGGUGGUGCUGGCGGGGGCCGUUCCGCGGGCGGCGCGUCCCGACCCGGCGGUGCCGGCGCGGCAGAUGGAGCGGCUGGAGGCGCGGGCAGCCCGGCUCCGCGCCCGCCUCGACCGCUGCACCGUGGCCGGGCUGGCGUUGCUGGCCCUGGGCGGGCUCCUGCUCGCCGCCCUGCUGUUGGCCGCCGCCGCCGCCCGCCGCCGUGCCCGGGCCGCCCGCCGCACCGGCGGUACCUACGGCUCGGUGCGCCUGCGGAUGCGGAGGGUGUCGACCGAGGGGACGCGGGCACUGCUGGAGAGCCAGCUGAGCCCCCCGCCCCAGCCCCCUGAAGAGCCAGGCUCCUAGCCCUGCACUCCCCGGGGACCCUGUGCGGCUGGCAGGAGCGGGGCUCUCCUCACCACACUCUGGUGUCAAUGCUGCCUGGUGAGGCUUCGCCCACACCUGCCCGGCAGCCUUCAGCCACCUUCCUCGCCACCUUUCUGGGAUGGAGGUCCCAUCUGUCAGCACUGGAGUGAUGUGGUUUUGGGAUGCCCCGCUGGACUGCACAGCCUCUGCCUGGGUUGUUCCCCACCACCAGCACCAGGGCAGCGCAGCUGUUCAACACCCCACUUGCCUCCCUGGCACCUUCCCAGAUGGGGUCUUGCCCUCCAGCAUCAUGGCAAUGGAACCUUCGAGACACCCGUGGGAUUUCGGUGCCAUGGCCAGUCGCAGCUUGGGCUGGAUGUGAGGCCGAGCUCCUGCUGCAGCCAGCUUGUUCCCAGCCUGGCGCCAGCUGCUCCUCUUCAGGAUGGAGCUUCUCAUUUUCUGCCGUCAGCGACCUUUCUUAGCAAUAGUUUCUUGUAAAAGUCUGUGAUGUAGACUUGGCGCUUGUACCGCUCUGGGCAGAAGAGGAGACAGCAAGUGUGACCACUGACCAUGCAGCGAGGUCCAGCCCCCAGCCCUCGCACCCCAUCAGCCCCACUCCAGAGAGCAGGACGAAGGCCAGGACACAUGCCCGCACUGUGCCGAGCAUCCCGCUCCCACCAGCAACCCCAGAAUGGCCUCCUCAAAAAUCAUGGUGCUCUGUCCGGAGGAGAAAGGACGAUUCCAAACGCCUUGAAACAAUGUGGUUCUUCUGUUCUGUGUUAGACGGGGAGCUCUGCCCGACGGGCAGCCCACGCACGAGCCUUUGUGCUGAUCGCGAGGGCCAUUGUCUGCGGUGUGAAGGUAAAAUCGCAUCUCGGGAAUUAAACAUGAAGCAUCAUUAAAGCACAAUGUUCUGUGGAAAGAAAAA
Molecule: messenger RNA, 1560 nt
Organism: Columba livia (rock pigeon)
Lineage: Eukaryota; Metazoa; Chordata; Aves; Columbiformes; Columbidae
Gene: TMEM74B
Product: transmembrane protein 74B
Exons: 2
Coding region: 147-632 (161 amino acids)
Source: RefSeq, a predicted model, not a curated record